AUGGGUGCUCUUCUCCAGUAUCGUUCCCUGGGACAGAACCGACAAUCUUGGGAACUUUCCAAAAAGGUUUCAUCACCAAUUUGGCCAUCGUCUCCAACAACACUCGGGGCCGGGGAUCCAGUAGAACAGCAAAACGAGCCGGCAACUGGAACCAGCAAGACCGAAAAUGUGAUCAGUCCUAGCCAGGAAGACUUCGAGAUGGACCCUGGUCAUGCCUUCUGGAGCUGGUCUGUCAAAAGUGAGAAUUGGUACCAUGUCGACAAACACACAGGAUCGGUGCUGUGGGCACCACGCGAAUUGGACUAG
This is a messenger RNA of Colletotrichum costaricense, 306 nucleotides long. RefSeq lists its product as uncharacterized. The record is from RefSeq and is a predicted model, not a curated record. The coding region runs from base 1 to 306 and encodes 101 amino acids. The transcript is spliced from 2 exons. NCBI's taxonomy places the organism in Eukaryota, Fungi, Ascomycota, Sordariomycetes, Glomerellales, Glomerellaceae.